AGCAGAGUUGAGAGUAUAGAAUGGGGGCAAUUCGAGAUAAUGAUGGGAAUGUCGUUGGUACCAUGUUAUGCGAGGGCCCAAAUAGCCUCUCCAUCAUGGAAAUUGAAGCAUUUAGUGUUAGGGCAGCUUUGCAGUGUGCAAUGGAUCUGCAUCUAGAAAGGCAAACACUCUACGAACAAAAUAGUCAUCCAUUCCUCAUAGCCACCUUUGUAAGUUGCAGGAUUCAGAAUGUAUGGAGGAUUCAGGAUGUAAAAGGAACGGGAAAUCGUUAUGCACACGAACUUGGUCGGAGACACUAGAUACUGAGGUGGAAAAAUGCUUCCUGAAACCUUUAAUGAUACAGGAACUUGUAAUGAAUGAUAAGCAGCAAAUGUAAUCUUUUACUUUUGUGUAGCACUGAAUGAAUAAUAAAUGAGGCAUUGACAA
This is a messenger RNA of Rubroshorea leprosula, 426 nucleotides long. NCBI's taxonomy places the organism in Eukaryota, Viridiplantae, Streptophyta, Magnoliopsida, Malvales, Dipterocarpaceae. The record is from the annotation of a GenBank genome assembly.